UAAAAGGGCGUACAGUUUCCAGGCUUGCCAUAUCACAAUGCGCUUCUUGAUCGCCUUAAGCUUCGUGGUGCUCGGGUGCUUCUACCUGGCGGAGGCAACUACCGCCACGACUUCGACCACAUCCGCCACUACCACGACCACCACCACAGCGUCGUCAAGUGACACAACGACUACAGUCUCUUCCAGCGACACCACUACCACCUCACCUUCCUCAUCGUCCUCCUCGUCGUCCUCGGAUGCAGAGGCCAGAAGGCGGAGGCGCGCUCGCCGGCGUCGUCUGGCUCGUCAGCGGCAGCGCCGUGAGCGCAGGAGGCAACGCAGAACUGAGAAACUCCGUGUGCAACUGGAGACUCAGAGGCGCCUGAUCAACCAGCUGCGUGGUUAAAGACACGCCCAUUUCUGAGGCGUAUCUGAAAAAAAAUUAAAAAGCUUAAUAAAUAAAAAACCAAAAAAACCGUUGUCAUGAGA
Drosophila ananassae is the source of this 468-nucleotide messenger RNA. Its product is annotated as protein new-glue 1. The record is from RefSeq and is a predicted model, not a curated record. Lineage: Eukaryota; Metazoa; Arthropoda; Insecta; Diptera; Drosophilidae. The coding region runs from base 38 to 385 and encodes 115 amino acids. The transcript has a single exon.